Messenger RNA from Lolium perenne, 387 nucleotides. RefSeq lists its product as uncharacterized. The record is from RefSeq and is a predicted model, not a curated record. NCBI's taxonomy places the organism in Eukaryota, Viridiplantae, Streptophyta, Magnoliopsida, Poales, Poaceae.
AUGGCGCUUCAGCCGCUGCUUCUCCUUUGCUGCUGCUUGGCAGCUAUGGCGGCCAUCUCACAAGGCCAGCUACACCUGCAAUACAGCACCGUCAACCCCGAAGGCACCUGCAGUACUGCGGCCAGAGAAACUGCUCCUUUAAGCACCAGUGGUCGAGUCAUCAUGUCGUUGAACCACCGGCACGGGCCCUGCUCGCGGGUGGCCUCCAAGAAGCGCGGCCUGGAGGAGCUCCUUCGCCUCGACGAGCUCCGAGCGGAUUAUGUGCAGCGGGGCGCCGGCGGGUUGGAGCCCUCGGACGUCUGCUCACUGCCGACCGUCCUCGGAUCCGCUCUGCGUACAUUUGAGUACAUUAUGUCCAUCAGCAUCGGAUCCACCGCCUUUGGAUAG